Molecule: messenger RNA, 736 nt
Organism: Anoplophora glabripennis (Asian longhorned beetle)
Lineage: Eukaryota; Metazoa; Arthropoda; Insecta; Coleoptera; Cerambycidae
Product: protein D3-like
Exons: 3
Coding region: 191-730 (179 amino acids)
Source: RefSeq, a predicted model, not a curated record
CUGACAAACUUUCAGAAGACCCUGUAUAUAACUAAAACUACAUCCAACCAGCAGCAACCUCUACUUUUCUUCAAGUUACUAUUUACAUAUUUGCGCGAUAGUAUCAGUUUUAUGCUUUUAUUGAUGACACUGCAAUAAAUUUUAAACAAAUUGAGUCUGGUUUAAUAUAUGCUGACAAUUUCAACAGAAAAUGGAAACACAUGGAAUAGUUCCUGACACUAUAGAUGAGGCGCCAUCUGCAAAAAUCACCAAAAAGUACCCAGGUGGUGUGGAAGUCGAAUUUGGGGGUGAAUUGACCCCUACCCAAGUUAAAGAUGAACCAGAAGUAAAGUGGGAUGCUAAUCCAGAAAAGUAUUACGUAUUAUCGAUGGUAGAUCCAGAUGCACCCACUAGAAUGGAUCCGAAAUUUAGAGAAGUGAAUCACUGGCUGAUCGGUAACAUCAAAGGAAGCGACGUAUCUACUGGUAAUGUCAUAGCCGACUAUCGAGGCUCUGGUCCUCCAAAAGGAACCGGACUACACCGAUACAUUUUCCUGGUGCACGAACAGAAAGAAAAGCUAACAUUUGACGAGCCUAGAAGCCCGCAGAUGUCUAGAGAGCACCGGUUUAAUUUUUCCAUCAGGAAAUUCGCCAAGAAGUAUAAUUUAGGCAAGGCCUACGCAGGAAACUUCUACGUUGCCCAGUGGGACCCGUAUGUGGACGAGAAGAAAAAGCAGGGUGCUAAUAAAUGAAAAUGA